CAUAAAAAGGACCCCGUCCCAAAGACUCCUCGCAUUUAAAUGGCGGACACAAGUUGUUUGUCGUAACAGACUCCCUCUUGUUCACCUCAGGGAGCGUUGGUUUUCGACACAGGCUAGAAUGGAGACGCUCCAAGGGGAGGAGAGGAGUGAGGAGACCGACACGGACAAGCCGAGUCCGGAGACGAGGGCCUCGGACGAAGCCAUCGCUUUCAUGUCAAGCAUUGAGCCCGCGGAGCUGCCAAAGUGCGUGUUCGCGGAUUCCCUGGUGACCGUGUCCGAAGGCGGUCGAGACUUGGGAAGGUUCUGCAUCUCCGUGGAGUUUGCCCGCAGAGCCCGGCGGCCGUGUAUGCUGCUGCACGCCCAAAGCCAGGGGGCCAUCGACGACUCCCCCUGCGGAACAACCGUGACAGCCUACCUCACUGCUGACCUGGAAGUGCUGGAGGAAGAUUACCACGAGUAUGUUAAGCUCGAGGGCCACCUUGUGGACAAACGCUGUCACAUGGUCCAACGAGGCGGGAAGACGAAGAUCGAUAAAGUCACCACAGUUGGAACGGAAGUGACAAAGGAGAGUGUUUCCUUUUCCACAUCGGCCUUGAGAGGGCUCAUAACUGAGGGUUCCAACUUCCUGCUCAUGCGUCUUAUUGCUUUGAGGAAGAAAGUCCCGGAGCACUUGGCCUUCAUCUGCUUUGACCAGAAAUUACGCAUCGUCCGCACGACCUUUAGAGAGCUGGAAGAGAAGGAGAUGCAGAUUGAGGAGGAAACUGUGGAGAUAUUUGGGGUGGAGCGGGUAAUCCAUUCUGUGGACGACACCCCUGUAACAUGGCAGUGCUGCUUUCUGCCCGAUGGGCAUCUUGCGAGCAGAGUGCAGGUGGGAUCUCCUGUCAUGAUGAGGUUGAUGCAGCUGCCGUCGAAGGCGGAGGAAGUGUUUGGGAAAAUGCCCCUGGUUUGGGAGGAAGACAUACAGAUGCGCUCCAAGUUCUUGGACAGAAAGGAGGAGCUGAGGGCCGACCACGCUUCAUACCUGACAGAUCACCCGGAGAUCCGUGCCCUCAUAUCUGACUUCCUGCAGUUCCUGCUAUUGAAGAAACCCGACGACGUCUUCCAAUUCGCUCGAGAGUACUUUCUCCCCUUCGCCCCCCACUGUGCCGCAGACUCAAACCUUGACGACUCAUCACAAUGAAAUACCCCCUUCUAAAAAUCACUUUUAUAUAACCUAAAGUCACGAUUCACACAUUUAUCAGUAUUAUAGCUUGUUUUUCAAAUUGUUUAUGUUGGUGUACGUACAGGAGGAAGGGGAUUCACAUGACCCCAUAUGUCACAAUUUACCCGACACAUGAAACGUGACGAAUUUGGAGCGUGCACUAUUCACUUUAGCUCCAGAUGGCGGUAGGGUGUUGAAUAGCUUACAGUGUGUUUUGUGGCAAAUUCUAACUUUGUCAACAGCGUCAGUCGCUAUGUAGAGUGGCGCUUUCCUUCAUUUUCAGCAGACUGCAUUGCAAAAUCUUACACACGAUCCACAAGAAUUGGGCCAAAUGAACGCCUUCCAUACUGUAUUCAAUUUAUAAUGUUUUUUUUAUGAAUAUUGAUUUAAGGCUUGACUCACUAUACCAGGAAUGACCUGUUGUUGACUUCAUUAUAGACCCUCGUUAAUUCACAACAGUAGGAUACUUCAGGGACAUACAUAAAAUUGGAAUCUGAAACUCCUUUUUUCCCCCAUUUGUCCCUGAAGUGGAUGUUAAUUUCAAAAUGCAUUUCUAAAACAUGGCACAAGAGGGCGACGUUUUGUAAAAUAUUCUAACUUUGACAAAAGCGUCAGUUGCUAUGUAGAGUGGCGCUUUCGUUCAUUUUGAGCAGACUGCAUUGCAAAAUCUUACACAUUAUUCACAAGAAUGGGGCCAAAUGAAUGCCUUCCCUACUGUAUUCAAUUUAUAAUGUUUUUUUUUAAUAAACUUGACUCACUAUACUGGGAAAUAUCUUCUGUUGACUUUAUUGUAGACCCUCAUUAAUUCACAACAGUAGGAUACUUCAGGGACAUACAUAAAAUUGGAAUCUGAAACUCAUUUUUUCCCCAUUUGUCCCUGAAGUGGAUGUUAAUUUCAAAACGCAUUUCUAAAACCUGGCACAAGAGGGCAACGUUUUACAAAAUAUUCUAACUUUCACAACAGCGUCAGUCGCUAUGUAGAGUGGCGCUUUCCUUCAUUUUCAGCAGACUGCAUUGCAAAAUCUUACACAUGAUACACAAGAAUGGGGCCAAUAGAAUGCCUUCCCUACUGUAUUCAAUUUAUAAUGUUUUUUUUAAAUAAACUUGACUCACUAUACCGGGAAUGACCUGCUGUUGACUUUAUUAUAGACCCUCAUUAAUUCCCAACAGUAGGCUACUUCAGGGACAUACAUAAAAUUGGAAUCUGAAACUCCUUUUUUUUCCAUUUGUCACUGAAGUAGAUGUUAAUUUCAAAAUGCAUUUCUAAAACCUGGCACAAGAGGGCGACGUUUUACAAAAUAUUCUAACUUUGACAACAGCGUCAGUUGCUAUGUAGAGUGGCGCUUUCUUUCAUUUUCAGCAGACUGCAUUGCAAAAUCUUACACAUGAUACACAAGAAU
This is a messenger RNA of Nerophis lumbriciformis (worm pipefish), 2601 nucleotides long. It is a transcript of the gene catip, whose product is annotated as ciliogenesis associated TTC17 interacting protein. Gene Ontology annotation, biological process: actin filament polymerization; cilium organization. The record is from RefSeq and is a predicted model, not a curated record. NCBI's taxonomy places the organism in Eukaryota, Metazoa, Chordata, Actinopteri, Syngnathiformes, Syngnathidae.